Molecule: messenger RNA, 4310 nt
Organism: Ceutorhynchus assimilis (cabbage seed weevil)
Lineage: Eukaryota; Metazoa; Arthropoda; Insecta; Coleoptera; Curculionidae
Source: the annotation of a GenBank genome assembly
UGCGACGGCUCGAAAGGACCGCGACCGAACACUCCGAACAGUGUUUGUUUUGAAACUAACGAAAGUUGGCGAGGGAGAGAGAGCGAGAUUUUUCGAAAUAGUGUUUUUCGGCGGGUGAACGCGCGUAUUUUUUUUUUUUUUAGCGCGGGAUUAACAAGGGAUUAUUAGACUUAAGUUGGUUUGUGGUAAGGGUCGAAGGGUGUUGGAAUAAGGGAUACAUCACCAAAGAAAAACGUGUGACAAACCCUCAUAUAUUCACGCACAUUCAAGGAUUACAGUAGGAAAAUGAAUCUCCAUCAACAGACUUGUAUAUUAUUAGCACUAAUGGCUAGUUGCUCUUUGGCCCUAUGUCCGACAAAAUGUUCCUGCUACUUAGACCUAAAAGGCCGCAAAACAGUUCUAUGCAAAGAAGGCGGCUAUAUCGGAGCCCUAAACCUCAACAACAUCAGCACAGAUACCCAAGUUAUAAAAAUAACAGCCCCUGACGAUAACAACAACAUGCUAACAAUGUCGCCAGCCUUCCAAGGCUACAAACAACUAGAAGAAAUUCACAUAACAAAAAGCAACAUCCCUCAAUUGGGCAAACUGUUUUUCUGGGGUUUGAAAAAGCUCGAUGUGCUUAAUUUGUCGCAGAACAACAUAACGCAACCGCUGGACCAUAAUUUCUUGGGCCUGGACAAGUUGAAGGAGCUUUACUUGGACGAUAAUCGAAUCCAGUCGUUGCCUAGCGGCACGUUUCGACACCUUCGUGAAUUAAAAGUGCUGUCGAUACAGAGGAACAGGAUUACGGAACAGGCGAGUCGGAUGUUUAUGGAAAUUGGAAAGUUGAAAGUGCUGAAGCUGAGCGGGAAUAAUUUGAUGGAGCUUAAUCCGGAAGUGUUCAGGGAUGUUCAGGAACUCCGCCAUUUGGAAUGCCGAGGUUGCGCUCUGAAAAAAUUCAGCAAAGACCUCUACCACCUGCUGCCCCAUUUGCAAUUCCUCGACAUCGGCGACAACGAAAUCAGAACCAUCCAUGCCGAUGAUCUAAGGAACCUGACCAACCUUAAAAACCUCAAAUUGGAUGGAAAUCGUAUAGCGGUUUUGCACGAUAAUACUUUCUGCAACCAACCUGCAUUGAAAAGACUGAGCCUGGGCAGAAAUGAGAUCACAAAAAUAACCUCUAAUGCUUUUGUGGAGCUUUACAACAUAACUGAGCUUGAUUUGAGUUAUAAUAAGCUGGAAAAGAUACAUGAAGGUGCAUUUGAGGUUAUCAGUGGCACUUUGGAGGUGCUGGAUUUGAGUGGCAACCAACUGAAAAUGCAUACGUUGAAGGAAAUAGCUUUUUUGGAUAAUUUAAAGGAGCUUAAACUAAGCAGCUGUGGUAUUAUGGAGGUUGAUAACAUCAAAAUGUUUCCUAAUAGGCUAGAGAGUUUAGAUUUGAGCAACAAUCAUAUAUCAAUAAUUAAUACCGAGUUUCUGCCUCUAGCUAGCUUACAUCGCUUAGAUAUUUCAGCUAAUAGAAUACGCGGUAUUGACGAAUUUAACUUGCAAAGACUUGACAAACUGAAAAGCUUAGGCCUUAACAAUAACCCUUGGUCUUGUGACCUUUGCUACAUAGUUCCUUUAUUGGAAAGGGCCAAUAGGAGUGGCACUUUUAGUGAUAUAAUAUGUCAAACUCCUUAUACUGUGAGAGGUAAAACUUUGGGAAUGCUACAAAAAGCUGAGCUAACCUGGUGCACGGCUGCCAGCUACAGUACAGGCGACGCUGACUUUUUCCUUAUAUCCAGCGACGGUAAAAUCGGCAUUAUAGCUGCCAGCAUGUCGGUGUGCCUACUAUUUUUAACGAUCCUAGCUAUAAUAGGAGCGCUGUGUUACUCGAGAAGGCACGCGGCAAGAUACUACACCCACGAGGAAAAGAUGGCUUACGAGGGCGAACAUAUUUUCGAUAACAAUCAAAGUCCGUUGUUUUGCGAUGGCGAGCUCAGUUUCAAAUUCCCGUUGGACGGCGAAAAGAAAAUGUCGAUAGCGACUAUCGAGGAUAUCAAAAAGGAACAUUCGAUUACUAACGGGACGUGAGCGGGUCUUGACGAGUUUUUUGUUGGAAUAAUGAAAUCGUUGUCUGGAAGUUUAAUGGAAUAUCGUUUAGAGAAUUUAUGUACCAAUUUUAUACGUUUUUGAUGUUUGGAAGAAUUUACUGGUGAUUGUUUUAUUUGAACUAAACUGCUGGACAAAUGAAACGGAACAACCGAAUGUUUAGGUUAGCUUUAAAUUCCAAUAUUACGCGAACUUAGGAAGAUAUCAAUGAGCGGUUUGGAAAAUUAUCUUUUAAAUUACGCAAAUCACUCAUUGAUUUUUUCUUUGGUUCGCGUAAUAAUGGAAUCCAAAGUUGAACUAAAAAUUAACUUGUUCCGUUUCAUUCGUCCAGCAGUUUAUUUUAGCUGAAAUUCAAUCUCAACUGAUCACUUCUUAUCAUUAAAUUGAAUUGAUAUUGAAGAGAAUUGAGCAUUACAGAAUCGUGAGACAAAGGCGAAAUCGUCUGUUCUUGUGUCCAGUCUUCACAGGUUUCAAGACGAGACUUUCUUCCCUCACUUUUGCACCUUCAUGUUAAGUUAUCAAUUGGAAGGCAGAGCUUUCAAAUAUUGUACUCACAAAUUGUCUUGAAUACAUCCUAACAUCACCUCCUUCUCUUUCAAAACUCGAACGUAAAGCUAGAGGCUCUGUGCAGUUUGUAUGAACCCAACCUGCACAAUUAUGCAACCACUAAUUGCGUUUGUACAAAUUGCACAAGCGGAUCUAAAACUUUCCCUCGAUAAAAUACAAAUUAGUGGUGACAAUUUUAAUGAUAAGUAAAUUAUAAAACAUUAAUAAACUUCAAACUUCCGUUUCAUUAUUCUCGAAAGAACAGGUAUAACCAAAAAAAUACUCUUGACUUGUUCCCCACUGAAAGUAUAGGGACCCUGAGAAAAAGUGUGAUAAAAAUUCAGUAGCGUUCUGAUAUUGAACAACGAUUUAUUUAUUUAUUGUGCGUGUGAAUGAUGUGUGUGCCAAUACGAACAAUAUUCGAAAUUAAUUAUUUAUUGUGUCAAAUGAAAAAAUAACAUUUUUUAUAUAAAUGUUUUUUCCAUUAUAUUGCAAAUUGUUUUUGUUAUGAUAUUUUAAUUAUUGUAUGGGGUGCUGAUAUUUUGUAUACAGAGCCCCUGGACCAUGUACCAAGUAUAUAAUUUAAAAUGUCUAUAUUUUGUAUUUCUUUUUAUUUGUGCGGAAAAAAAUCAUAUCAUUUUUGUAUAUAUUAUUAUUUCACUUUAUAUGUAUUAUAAAUAAGUAUUGUGUGUUCAGUAAGAUAUUUUUAAAUAGGUAUAUGAAUAAAGUAAAGUAAAUACAUAAAAACUAUGGAAAGAAAUUAAAAUUUAAAAACUAAUAAAUGCAAUUUUUUUUACCGUGUAUUUAGUUUCAGGAUAUUAUUAUCUUCAAUGUAUUUUUAUACUAUAAUUAUUAUUAUACAAUUCCAAAUUAAAUUAACAAUUUGUUGACAAAGCACCAAUGUGAAACAAUAUUUUAAAACUGUCUUACAAAGAUCAAUUAUAAAAGACUUAAUAAAUAAAAUAUUUAGGACUGAUUAUUUAAAUAUAACAUCGACCUAAUACAAAAUAGAACUGAGCAAUUAUUUUCGGUUUUUGAAACAUUUAUUAUCUGUACAUAAACACUUUUACUAAUUAUGUAUUUUGUAUUAUGUAUAUUUUUAGAUUCUGUUUUCGUGUCAAUAUAUUGAUUAUUAAUUUGUAUUUUCAUUUUACAAAAUACAAAAGUUAUUUAUGCAACAAUAAGUGUGUAAAGUGAACCUUUUUUCACGAAUCUGAAAUUUGACAAUCACAUGAGUGAAAAAAGGUGCUUUACGCACGUAUUGCAUACAAAAAUUUUUUUACUACCAAUCAAAUAUGUGUAAGAAAAUAGAUUUAGACAAAUACUUUACAAACUAGUGCGUGAAGUAUUUUCACUUUACGCACUAGUGCGUGAAGUAAUUUACCAGAAAAAUAAUACUAAGUUGACAGUGUCAACAUCUGUCAUUGACAUUACUUUACGCACUAGUGUGUAAGUUGAAUUACUUUACACACUAGUGCGUGAAGUGGAAUUUUACGUCUUCUGAAUAGUGCGUAAAGUGAGUACUUUACGCACGGUAGUAGAAAAAAUAAUUUAUGUUGUACAAAGUAUAUAAUAUUAUGUCAGAAUAAAUGUAUAUUGUUUUUAAUUUUUUUGUUUUAUUGUACUACUGAAUUUCACAGACUAAGCAUAUAGUCUAGUGAAAUACAAGUUUUGACAAGAAAAAAUUCCGG